Penicillium longicatenatum is the source of this 492-nucleotide messenger RNA. RefSeq lists its product as uncharacterized. Bases 1 to 492 code for a protein of 163 amino acids. The record is from RefSeq and is a predicted model, not a curated record. The transcript is spliced from 2 exons. NCBI's taxonomy places the organism in Eukaryota, Fungi, Ascomycota, Eurotiomycetes, Eurotiales, Aspergillaceae.
AUGGAUGACGCCCUGUCUGAACCACCGUACACGCCACUGGAAAGCGAGGAUCUACUCUCCAAUCAUUCUAUUGAUCAGGACGUGCAAGAAUGGCCGGCGCCCGAUAUAUCAUGCCUCGAUCAUCAAACAACACCAUCGCCAGAUCCAUUCCAAUCGCUUAUCGAUGAACUGGGGCUGCUAAAUGACACUCAAGGUGUGGACCAUGUCACGGGAAUUUUGAAGCUAUACUCGUCGCUGUGGGAGUGUUACAUUGCGAAAAAGGCAGAUGUGAACCGUAUUUCGAAGGAGAAUGAGAUACUCCGUGCAUCGAAUAUUCAUCUAUGUCAAGAAUUACAAAUUCUGGAGCGCCAGCACGCCACCCAGGAAGAAUUCCUAGCAGUCUCUGAACAAGGGUUUGAGAAUGUCCGGAAGGGCAUAAUGGCCGUCCUCGGAGCCUGGGAUUACUGUCCGCUCCCCACGGCCGAGCCUCAGAACGAGACGCAGCUGAAAUGA